AUGCUAUCAACUAACUCUAACCUCUCCUCUCGUGAAACUGUAGAGUUUGAGCAAGAAUACUCGGCCCACAACUAUCACCCUCUUCCUGUGGUCUUCCACCGUGCUUUGGGUGCACAUGUGUGGGACCCAGAGGGAAAAGAAUACCUAGAUUUCUUGUCUGCGUACUCUGCUGUGAACCAAGGUCACUGUCAUCCUGAAAUCAUCGCUGCGCUAGUCGACCAAGCCUCGAGACUAACACUAUCCUCGAGAGCUUUUUCCAACGACGUUUUCGCAGCCUUCGCUAAGUACGUCACCGAGUUUUUCAACUACGAAAUGGUCUUGCCCAUGAACACCGGUGCUGAGGCCGUCGAAACCGCUUUAAAGCUUGCCAGACGUUGGGGUUACACUAAGAAAAACAUUCCAGCCAACGAAGCCAUCGUCCUCGGCGCUCACAGCAACUUCCACGGUCGUACUUUCGGCGCCAUCUCCCUCUCGACCGAUGACGACUCGCGCAACAACUUCGGACCUUUCUUGGAAAAUACCACCGCCAAGAUUCCGGGUGGAAACGGUGAAUACAUUCGUUACGGUGUUGUUGAGGACGUUGAGCGUGCCUUCAAAAAUGCCGGCGACCGCAUUGCUGCAUUGAUCUUGGAGCCUAUUCAAGGUGAAGCCGGUAUCGUCGUGCCAGACCCAACUUACUUGACCCAGGUCCAGAAGCUAUGUCGUCAAUACAACGUCCUAUUGAUUUGUGACGAGAUCCAAACCGGUAUUGCUCGUACCGGUAAGAUGCUGUGCUACGAGCACUCGCCAGACGUGAAACCUGACAUGGUUCUUCUGGGUAAAGCUAUUUCCGGUGGUGUUUUGCCAGUUUCUUGCGUUCUGUCAUCUAAGGAUAUCAUGCUAUGUCUAGAACCUGGUUCUCACGGUUCGACUUAUGGUGGUAACCCAUUGUCGUCCCGUGUGGCCAUUGCUGCUUUGGAAGUGGUGAGAAAAGAGAACUUGGUUCAAAAAGCCCAAGAUCUAGGUGAAUACUUGCAGAAACAGCUACUGGACCUACAGGCUUCUGCGGGCGGAAUUAUAUCCGAGGUCCGUGGUAGGGGUUUGCUAACUGCUAUUGUCAUCGACCCUAAGCACGCUAAUGGUAGAACCGCAUGGGAUCUAUGCUUGCUCAUGAAGGAUCAAGGUGUUUUGGCCAAGCCUACUCACGAACACAUCAUCAGAUUGGCACCUCCUUUGGUCAUCUCGAAGGAGGACUUGGACAAGGGUGUUGCUGCCAUCAAGAAGUCCUUGGAAUUGCUACCCACUGCUGAGAAGGCUGCUCAUUAA
Lachancea meyersii CBS 8951 is the source of this 1305-nucleotide messenger RNA. NCBI's taxonomy places the organism in Eukaryota, Fungi, Ascomycota, Saccharomycetes, Saccharomycetales, Saccharomycetaceae. The record is from the annotation of a GenBank genome assembly.